AUGUUGUUGUCGCCGGAGGAUCAACCAGAGAAGAGAACCCGAGAUGGUGCUACUCCUUGUUCCACUUUGUUCAUAGCAAAUCUAGGUCCCAACUGCACCAAAGAAGAACUGGAUCAGGCUCUCGUGCAAUAUCCAGGCUUCAAUGUACUGAAGAUGCGAGAUCAAGGUGGGAUGCCAGUUGCUUUUGCUGAUUUUGAGAUAACUAUGCGAAGAGCAUCACUGAUACGAAAGUAUGCCCGAUCGAAAAUGAGGAGUCAUUAGCAGAGGAACUAAAGAAAGGAUCGAGGACAACAUCUCAAUGGUCGUCAUGUUUUGAUUGUAUGUAUACCUUUGAGUGCUCAAGGUUUCCUCUGUAGCAGCAAGCAAGUGCUGAAUGUUAAUGCGAAGACACAUGAGUAACGAGUUAGAUGCAUUUUCUUUGGCUAUUUAGCUGGGAGCGCAUCUAUGAGAUGAAGGUUUUGCCUUUCAAAGCUUACAUAGUUACUUCUCUGGGGUGUUAGUGAUGAACAAAACAAACAAUGCAACCCCGUUUUAGUAAAAAUCAGUUGACUCUGGGUUCCCU
Messenger RNA from Linum tenue, 562 nucleotides. NCBI's taxonomy places the organism in Eukaryota, Viridiplantae, Streptophyta, Magnoliopsida, Malpighiales, Linaceae. The record is from the annotation of a GenBank genome assembly.